AUGAGGAACCCACUAUCAUCCUCGAUAGCAGUUGCAGCCAUAGCAGCAUCUGUCAUGAUGAAUGGCGUGGUUGCUGAGAAUCUUGGAAAAUUCUUUUCGAGCGAAAUUGAAAUCACGUCUCCGUCGUGGAUGCAAGGAACAUUGGAUCACCGAGGAGCCCUUUAUGGACCUUUUCCUGCAGGAACAACCGUGCAACACGAGCUAUUUUAUACGACUCGCAAGCUGUGUGGCGAUGAAACACCCAGUCCACCCGAUGCAGUCAAGCAGCAAGGAUACUUUUUGCUGGUGGAUCGAGGAGGAUGUUCCUUUGUGGAAAAAGUGCGGAAUGCCCAACGAGACAAUGCCACGGCCGUCAUCAUUGCCGACAAUCAUUGUGUGUGUACCCGUCAGAGCGAAAUGGAUGGAACUGAUGGCAGCAUUGGUGGUGUAUGUCCCAACGAUCCAACCCAAGCCUGUGAAGAUGUGGUUCCAGUCUUGGACGACGAUGGAACAGGUGGGGAUAUCACCAUUCCCUCCUUUAUGAUUUACAAACCAGAUGCCGAGAUAUUGAUUGAACAAUUGAAACGUGGUACCGAUGUGGAGGUGAAUCUAUCUUGGCCCAUGCCCCAGGCAGUCAACGAACGGACCGAAUUCGUCUUGUGGACGACCCCCGAUGACAUUAUGAAUCAUCAAUUCAUCCACACCUUUGCCAAUGCCGUCAAGGAACUGAGAAAUCGGGCCAUGUUCAAACCUAAAAUGUUCAUCAAAGAUGGAACCGAAAAGGGAUGUCGUCGAUACGAUGCGGUGGAUCCUUGUCCAGGAUACUGCACCAAUUGGGGACGAUACUGCCCAUCUCGAUUGUAUGACUUUGAUCAAUACGAAAACAAGGGAGUCAAAAUGGUGGUCGAGAGUCUGCGACGAUCUUGUAUUUGGGAAAUUUAUGGUGAACGGGAUGGAAUCGGAAUGGAAUGGUGGGACUACAUGAAGGCUUGGAUCUUGCAGUGUGGUGCUGGUAGCCAAUAUAGCGCCAAGUGUGCAGAGGACAUUUAUGUUCAAGCUGGAGUGGAAAAGAGCUUGGUGGAACAGUGCAUGGAACAAUCGGGAAACUUUCGACACAACGUGGAGAAUGUACUCUUGGAUACUGCCAUUAUCGAGGCGGCCGAUUUUGAUGUCACAUUUGCACCCGCCUUGUACGUCAAUGACGCAGUGGUUCGUGGGUCUCUUACCUUUGAGAAUGCAUUGGACGCCAUUUGUGCUACUUUCCAAACGAGCAAUUCGGUUCCCUUUUUGUGUUCCACUUGGGAGGAUUGUAAAAAGACCUGUCCGGUUGAUGAAGAUUGCUAUAUUGAAAGCGGCGAAUGUCGGAUAUACCAAGAACCAAUCUUGGAAACACUGACAGUGUACGACAAUGAUGAUUACAUCUUUGAACAGUUUGGAAAUCCCACUGAUUCAACUCCCACAAAUGCAAUUCCAACCCGAUCUCCGACGGUCGAACCUGUCGCUGCACAACAACCUACCCAGUCACCAUUCAACAUGUGGCAACCGGUGCGUACGGCUACGCCAGUGGCACCCACAGCAACAGAACCAACCCAACAGCCAGUGGCACCCACAGCAACAGAACCAACCCAACAGCCAGUGGCCAAUCCAACCAGCACUCCAACGGAAAAUCCCACACAACGACCAACUACCCAUCCAACUACUAAGGUCACAAAUCGGCCCACUGUGUCUCCUACAAAGCCAGAAGUCAAACCUGUGGCUGCACCACCCACGCCUGAUUCCGGUUUCAAAGAAACCAUCCAAAUCUACGAAGGAAAUCGUGGUGGUGAAGCUGGUCCAGACAUUGCCCUCAUUCUUGGACUCAGUAUCGGUCUCGGCUGCGCCUUUUUGAUUAGUCUCGCCAUUUUCUUGAUCUUGAGGGAUCGUAAUCGCCAAGAAGACUUGCGACAAAUCUCUAUGGAAGACAGCCGCAGCCUCGUGUCCCACAAUUUCAUGGACGAAGAAUCUAUGGGCAGAGGGCGUCGAUUCCGCAUGCCUCGCAUGCCCCGAAGGCAUCCCGAUGAGCGCCGUUCGUUCCGAAAGCUUUUCCCUUCUCGACGACCCCGAUUUGAGCCAAGACCUCCUACACGCAAAUCGAGAAAGGCUUUUGAUGAAGUCUGGGACGAUCAACCGUCUCCCUUGGAACUGGAUGUUGUAGAGCGAGUCAGAGGUGACUAUGACGCUGAUAUUAGCGAUCCAGAUCGACCUACCAUAGCGAGGGGACCAAAGCAACCUCCUCGUUGGACCCGUGAUAUGAUUCCGGCCGACGACUCGUUCGAAGAAGAGUAUUGA
Messenger RNA from Cylindrotheca closterium, 2307 nucleotides. NCBI's taxonomy places the organism in Eukaryota, Bacillariophyta, Bacillariophyceae, Bacillariales, Bacillariaceae. The record is from the annotation of a GenBank genome assembly.